AUGACUGCCACUCAGGUCAUUGAAAAUGAUGAUGCAGGCCCGGGGGAACCAGUUCUAGGUCUAUCCAGUUCUCCUUCUUCUCAGAGACAAUCCGUUGUUCACUUCGAAUCUUCAUUUGACAGCCAGCCCGAUGCUCAAGGCUCGGGAUCCAGCAAUGCAAUGUCUGAAUUCAAAGACCUUUGCCGAAAGAAUGGCCUGGAAACAUUUUCUAGAACGGAGAACAGUGAUGACGCAACAAUUCUACGAUUCUUGAAAGCGCAACAGUUCGAUGUAAAAGCCUCGUUCGAGCAAUUUCACCACUUCCAAACCUGGCGCAGAGAGAACAACAUCAGGGGAUUCUACAAAAGUCUCGAUGUUGACGUUUAUGAUGAAACGCGGAAGAUGGUGGGUAUUUCAGACUACAUGAAGGCUUCAAGGAGCGGAUUCUUUGCUAACACACUGAAGUAUCCACAAUGGAUUGGGCGAAGGGACCACGAUGGAAGGCCAAUUUAUGUUUUCCAAGUGAGGAAACUCAACAAGAAAAGUCUAGACGGUUACUUGAAGUUCCUCGCGAAAACUCAAAGCCCAGGUCCUCACGCUGAUUCUAAUAUUCCUGUUCACAUACUUCACCUUCAUGCGUUAUACGAGAAUCUCUUACAAUUCGUUUUUCCACUCCUUUCAGAGCUUCCUCAACCGGAUUCCAAACAAACCAUCUCGUCGUCUACCCAUAUUGUUGACAUCAGCAACGUCAGCGUGUUUCAGUUCUGGAAUAUUCGGAAAUACCUCCAAGAGGCCAGCAAGAUUGCAACAGCCCAUUAUCCUGAAACUCUUGGGAAGGUCUUUGUCAUAGGCGCACCUGCCUUCUUCAAGUCGGUAUGGGAAGCGAUAAGCCAAUGGUUUGAUCUCGCAACAAGAUCGAAAAUUUUCGUUCUCUCUGCUUCCGAAACCAAAUCGUUUCUCCUCUCGAAUAUCGCCGCUUCUGACUUGCCAAAGGAAUACGGCGGGGAGCUCGAAUGGAAGUGGCAAGAUCAGCCCAAUUUAGACGAAUCUACGCGCCAUUUGGUCGACGAAGUUUACCACAAGACCGAAAGGGGAGAAGUAUUCUCCAAGGGUCCGUUGUUUUUCCAAAAUGGCUGCAUUCAACUUGUGGGCUCGCUUGGUGGCUUACCCCGGCGCAAUGCAUUCUGUCGACUCAAUACACCGCCACAUGUAGAAUAA
Messenger RNA from Penicillium longicatenatum, 1197 nucleotides. Its product is annotated as SEC14 family lipid-binding protein. Bases 1 to 1197 code for a protein of 398 amino acids. The record is from RefSeq and is a predicted model, not a curated record. Lineage: Eukaryota; Fungi; Ascomycota; Eurotiomycetes; Eurotiales; Aspergillaceae. The transcript is spliced from 3 exons.